This is a messenger RNA of Chilo suppressalis (striped riceborer), 4158 nucleotides long. The record is from the annotation of a GenBank genome assembly. Lineage: Eukaryota; Metazoa; Arthropoda; Insecta; Lepidoptera; Crambidae.
AAAUAUAAUAAUAUGCAUUAAAAAAACUAAAUUUAUUAAGUAUUUAUAUAUCUGUUUGUUAUCCAUCACACAACAGACAACUCAACCUUCAAAAUCAAAAUUACAAAAAAAUAUUCAAAAUUAACACAUGGUAGCAUUGGACAUAUCUCAUUUACAAAGUCUGUUUCGAUUUAAAAUUAACUUACUAAACUAAUAGUAUCAUAUCCAUUGUGAUUUAAUAAUACAAACUAAAGUAUUCAUAUAUAAGUUAAAGAACAAAUUAAUCAACAGCUGGAUUAUGGAUUUCUAAUAAUUUUGUUAAUAAAAUCUCUUUUUACUUACGCGCAGACCUUUGCGCGUUGCCAGCUUCGUAAAUGGAAGAAGCAUCAACAAAACAAAAUGCUAAAGUUUGUAAAUGGCAGCCGGACUGUGAAGUGAAUAAAUAAUAUAGUGGCGUGGGGCGUUUGAAUUUGUUGUAUCAAACAACUUUUAAUUCUGGGGAUAUUCUUAGAUUCGGUUCGCAAAAAAAAUUUACAUGAGAAUUGCUUGUGUCGUUUUGACUUCAUUUUUGUCGUUGUCCGUAGGCGCAGGAUUUGAGUUAAUAAUGCGGAUUUCAAUAUGAAGGAGAUGGUAGGAGGAUGCUGCGUUUGCUCCGACGAGCGUGGUUGGCCGGACAACCCGCUGGUCUACUGUGACGGCAAUGGAUGCACUGUCGCGGUCCACCAAGCUUGUUACGGAAUAGUCACAGUACCUACCGGUCCUUGGUAUUGCAGGAAAUGCGAAACUCCCGAAACUAAAGGCAAAGUGAGAUGCGAAUUGUGCCCGUCGAAGUCAGGAGCCCUUAAACGUACAGACACUGGUGGCUGGGCCCACGUUGUUUGCGCUCUCUACAUACCAGAAGUUAGAUUCGGAAAUGUUACUUCUAUGGAACCUAUCGUCCUGCGACUUAUUCCACCCGAACGGUACAACAAGACAUGCUACAUUUGUCAGGACUUAGGCAAGUCUCAUCGCUCCGCUGCUGGUGCUUGCAUGCCUUGCAAUAAAUCAGGAUGUAAACAACAGUUCCACGUGACCUGCGCUCAAAGUCUGGGCCUAUUGUGCGAAGAAGCCGGCAACUACUUGGACAACGUCAAAUACUGCGGUUACUGUCAGCAUCAUUACGGAAAAUUGAAAAAAGGAGGCAACGUGAAGACAAUCCCGCCGUACAAGCCGGUGUCGCACGACAGCCCCUCGAGCGACUCUAGUGGCGAAAAGGACGGCGAAGCUUCCCCGAUGGCUGGCGGCGCCACGCCCACUAACGCGGCCAAGUCCAAAGGGCCUGGCCGCAAGUCUUCACAUUCCAGCAACGCUGUUGCUGGCAAAAACACACCAAAUUCAUCUAAAACUACAAACAACACGAGUCAACCGAUGGCUAGCAAACUGCACCAAUCGGAGAAGAAAAAGCCCUCUCCUUCGAGGCGGGGUUCCUCAGCGGGCGACGGAGGCACCGGCAGUAAGACUAGUACGCCAGCGCCGUCGCCGCAGCACCCGCCCCCCGAACAAACGCAAGCGCAGGCGCUGGCGCCGGCCAAUAAAGCCUCUGGGGGGUCAACGCCUAGUGGUAGUUCUAAAGCAACGCUGCCAUCCAGCUCACCUGGAAGUAAGGCUCCAGAAUCCGUUGGAGUCAUUAAUACGGCACCGGCAUCAUCUCCCGUCCCUAUGGCGGCUUCAAGCGCAGGCGCUACUGUAUCCAAUGCCAAUACUGCUGCAACAACAUCAGUCGUCCACGCUCCUUCUACGAAGCACGCUUACCAAGAGUCGGUGAUCACCAACACCGAAGCGAUGGAUGCUAAGCAAACCAAGAAGAGGAAGGCGGUAUCGGCUGCCAACACACCCACCACACAGAUCGAAUACACCGCACCUUUGUCAGGGCCUCCUGAAGUUAAUCCACCAACAAGCUUGUGGGAAGGAGUUCAUCCCGCGAAUGAAACACAAUCUGAAUCGUUGGACAAGAUUAUCAAAAAGGCCAAGACUGAGGGCUCGGAGUCGGGCCCAGCGCAGGCGCACUUCGCCAGCUUAUCCCCAGCGCCGCCGCCCCCGCCCCCGCCGCCCGCCCACAGCCCCGUCUCACAGCCCAGCCCGAGACACCUACCAAGCCCAAUGCCUGGCCCAAGCGGAAUCAACCCAGGAAUGUCCAACAUUAGAUCGCCUCAACCGCCUCAUGUUUCCGCUGCAUCGGACAUGACUGGACUGUCACCGCAUAUAUUUCAUCAACCACAGAAGCAGGCCGCCAUGGAUCCAGGUAUGCCUGGUCAUGGUCCUCAUAGUGUACCAGGACGAUCAGCUUGGGGUGGGCUGAACGUCACCUACGAGAUGCAGCAGGAUCCAAAUAAACCAGGAGUCAGUGGGGUGCAGAACACUAGCAAGGACAUGAAUCUAGCCGGUAUCCCGAUGCCCCCUACGACGAUCCGAACCAAGAAGCGAGCAGCGAUGGCGACCUCUGUGGUUUCCAUGGCAACGCCGCCGCCACCGUCGCCACUACAAACAGCGCCUCAGAGUUUAGCCAACGUGCGAAGACCGCCGCAGCCCACGCCGCCACCUAUCUACCAGGAGACCAUCAAAGAUUCUCCGCCCAGUUCGCCUAGUUCCGACCGACCAUUGAAACCAAAAAUGGAAAAUAAGGUCGGCGUGAGCUGCACUGCGCCUCACAUGUUGGGCAACGAGUUGAACCCGGAGAGCGGCGCUGCGGCCCGCCUGCAGGAGCAGCUCAGCGCCGAGCUGGCGGCACACGCGGCCGGCUCCGGCGGUGCGGACCCGCUUGUGCCGCCCCCGCUCAUUAAUAAGGCCACGCCGGGCACCGGCAGUCGCGGCAAUUCCUCCGGCGCUCAGAGUCUGGACCAGCUUCUGGAGAGGCAGUGGGAACAAGGCUCACAGUUCCUCAUGGAACAGGCUCAACAUUUCGAUAUUGCAUCGUUGCUGUCAUGUUUACACCAACUUCGCACUGAGAACGUGCGGUUAGAGGACCACGUGGGCAACUUGCUGCAGCGCCGCGACCACUUGCUGGCCGUCAAUGCUCGCCUGGCCAUACCGCUUAAUACUGUGACGACGGGUCCGCCGGAGCCGACGCGCUGCCCCCGCGAGAACGGAGCCCAGGGACGCGCCCCGAAUGCUCCGCCACGCGCCCCUGAGACCAUCACUUCGGACCGACCACACCAGCAAGUAGCAUUGAUGGAUGACACAAUCCAACUGGAAAGGUUUACAGAAGUACCUUUUCCUCUACAAUGUAGGGUGCGAGUUUUCAAUAUCAGCAAUGCUGCAGAAGUUUUAGAAGGUGCAGUACCGAUAGUCACCGAAAUGGGACCUUACGUUUACAAAUUGUAUUCGAGCAGGCUGAUAGAGGAGAGGACGGAUGACAGGCUGAGGUAUCGCAAACUGGACCGAUUUGAGUUCGACGCCGUAGCAUCUUUCCCCUACACCGAGAAUGAUAUUGUCCAUGUAGCAAACACACCUUUCCAUGGUGUUCUUCAAGUAGCUGAGAGGCGUUUUCCCGGCGUUAUGACCGUCCUCAACGAGGCCUUGCCCGAAAUCUUCGAGGAGUACAACAAGCCCAUCGUGCCGGUUCGCGUGAGGGACCUCAUCUUCGACGGCAUGCCGCUUUGUAGGAAUCCGAGCUACGUGGGCACAUUGGCUUGUAUUAUCAUCAGGCAAAUCAGCAACGACAUCCAGAACAUGAUGCCGCAGCCCGACGGCUCGAUUCAUUUCUCCGUCCUUAACUAUAGAAAUGGCAUCCCUGGAGGCCUCAUGGACGUCUACAGAGGCCUAGACGAUCCAGCAGACCUCGGCCGCAUCAUCAACUGGCAGAGCAGCCCUAAUCUGUCGUACUGGACUGGAGCCAACUCCCUGUGCAACAUGUUGAAUGGCACAGAUUCCGGAAUAUUCCAACCGUUCAUCAACAGGGAGCAUCCUUUAUACGUUUUCAACUCUGACAUCUGUAGAUCUGUGGAGCUGCGCUAUCAACAUGACAUAGUGCAUAACGAUAUACCCGGGGUGAGGUUCGCUGCCCGCGAAUGGUUGCUCAACAACAAUGAAGGCUGUUUCUGCCUCAACAUCACCAGUGGUAUCAACGCAGAGGACGGCUGCUUGCUGAAUGGCGCUAUGGAACUAUUUUCCUGCGUUGGUGAGUUUUACAAAUAUAAAUAA